AGUUUAAUGUUAUAUUCCCCUAAAACUUUAUAUUAGCACAAAUUAUUCUCCUGACCAACAAGAACUUAGUACUAAUAAUAUUAUAUAAUGACUUUAUUAAAUCAAUAAUAAAAACAACAGUACCUCAUUUUCUCCUACUUUUUAUAUGCAUAUGUCCCCCACAAUUUGGCAGUUUGUUUGGGGGCUUUGCUUGUUUGGUUGUUUCUGUGAAUCAGUGGAAAAAAAAAAAACCACACUGAUUUUGAUCUUAUUUGCUUGCUUUUUGUGUGGGUUGUUUUGAGAGAAGAUAAUACCAUAAUAGUGAUGAAAAAUGGAAUCAAUGAGAUCGAAUGAAGGCAUUGAGCUAAAUCCCAAACAACACAAUUUCACAUGGAAUUUUGUGGGGAUCAGUUAUUAGUAAUAAUUUUUGGAUAGCAAAAUACUCAGAGCAAAAAUCAUAAAAUCUUGUUUUUAUUUUUACAUUUAAUUUUUUUGGGGUUUACCCAGAUCUCUAGGAUCUCAGAAUUUCAGGGUAUUCUUGUUCCUCACAAAAAAUUUAUGCUCAUCCUCUUUGUUGUGUUUUGGUGGGUUCUGAUUUUGAACCACUUUCUGACCUUAAACAGUGCAAAUUUUGCAAGCAUUGCUUGAAAUAGUUAGUUUUAAGCAUCUGGGUAUUUUUCAUUGAGCAGUAAAAAAGCUAAAAAUCCUAGCUUUUUGAGUAUUUUUCCCUCUGAAAAGAGUGGAGAGUGAGAAAGUAAGUUAGAAAGUGAAGUUACAGGAGCUUGAAACAGAGAAGGGGAAAGAGUUCUUUUCAUGGUAAUGAUGGUUUAGUUUCUGGGAUUCUCAUUUUGAGGCCACCUUUUUUGAGGGUAAAUAAAAAGUAGCUCUGGAUAAGCCCACUAGGGCAGGAAAUCCAAUUUUUCAGGAAAGUGAAAUUCAAUUUGUCAGAAAUGAAAUCUUUUUUGUUUCCAGUUGUUUAUAUUGCUAAGUGGGUUCUGCACAUUUGAAGCUAAUUCAUCUGAAUGUAAGAGCAUUUGUAAGAAAGAAAAAUGGGUUCUUUCCUUACCACAGUAGGAUUGCUUUUGUUCAUUUUGGUGGGUGCUGCUUCUGCAACUCUCUCACCUACUGGUGUUAACUAUGAAGUUGUAGCUUUAAUGGCCAUAAAAAAUGAACUGAAGGAUCCUUAUGAUGCUCUUGAGAAUUGGGACAUCAACUCUGUAGAUCCUUGCAGUUGGAGGAUGAUUACUUGCUCUUCAGAUGGCUAUGUUUCUGCCCUGGGACUCCCUAGUCAGAGUGUAUCUGGGAUGUUAUCUCCUGCAAUCCAGAACCUCACUAAGUUGGAAUCAGUGUUGCUGCAAAACAAUGCAAUAUCUGGUCAUAUUCCUGCUGAGAUUGGAAAGUUAGAAAUGCUUCAAACUUUAGAUCUUUCAAAUAAUGGGUUCACUGGAGAGAUUCCUAGUUCUAUAGGAAAUUUGAAGAAUCUUAAUUAUCUGCGACUUAAUAACAACAGCCUUACUGGACCUUGCCCUGAUUCUCUUUCGAAGAUUGAAGGUCUAACUCUUGUAGACCUUUCAUUCAACAACUUAAGUGGCUCCUUGCCGAAGAUAUCCACCAGAACCUUCAAGAUAAUCGGCAACCCUUUAAUUUGCGGAACAAGUUCCAGCACCAAUUGUUCGGUGGUAUCUCCUGAGCCACUUUCCUUUCCACCAGAUGCUCUUAGAGAUCAAUCAAACACUGGAGGAAAAAGUCACCAUGCUGCUGUAGCAAUUGGUGCAAGCUUUGGUGCUGCUCUUUUAACCAUAUGUGUCAUUGGGUUGGGCAUUUGGUGGUGUUAUGGCCGCAAGCGACAAAUUUUCUUUGAUGUGAACGAACCAUAUGACCCAGAGAUAUGUCUUGGCCAUUUGAAGAGGUAUAGUUUCAAAGAGUUGCGUUCUGCGACUGGCCAUUUUAGCUCAAAGAAUAUACUCGGAAGAGGUGGAUUUGGCAUAGUAUACAAGGGAUGCUUCAAUGAUGGAACACUGGUUGCAGUGAAAAGGUUGAAGGAUUAUAACGUAACUGCAGGAGAAAUUCAGUUUCAGACUGAAGUUGAGACUAUCAGUCUAGCUGUGCAUCGGAAUCUUCUCCGGCUUUGUGGUUUCUGUUCAACUGAGAAUGAAAGGCUUCUUGUCUAUCCAUACAUGCCAAAUGGUAGUGUGGCAUCUCGCCUAAAAGAUCACAUGCAUGGUAGACCUGUCUUAGACUGGUCAAGGCGUAGGAGCAUUGCUUUAGGGACAGCAAGGGGCCUGUUGUAUCUGCAUGAGCAGUGUGACCCUAAAAUUAUUCAUCGUGAUGUCAAGGCAGCCAAUAUUCUGCUUGAUGAAGACUUUGAGGCAGUCGUUGGCGACUUUGGGCUAGCAAAGUUGUUGGAUCACCGGGAAUCGCAUGUUACAACAGCAGUUCGUGGCACUAUUGGACAUAUUGCUCCAGAGUAUCUUUGCACUGGCCAGUCAUCCGAGAAAACUGAUGUCUUUGGGUAUGGAAUAUUACUCCUUGAGCUGAUCACCGGGCAAAAAGCCAUAGAUUUUGGCAGAGCAUCUAAUCAGAAAGGCGUCAUGCUUGAUUGGGUAAAGAAGUUGCAUACUGAGGGUAAGCUUAAUCAGUUAGUAGAUAAAGAUUUGAAGAACAAUUAUGACAGGGUGGAAUUAGGAGAAAUGGUACAGGUAGCUCUUUUGUGUACACAGUUUAAUCCUUUACAUCGUCCAAAAAUGUCAGACGUCCUAAGGAUGUUAGAAGAUGAUGGGUUGGCCGAGAAAUGGGAUGCUUCACAGAGAAGUGAAACUCCUAGGUCGAGAUCUAGUGAGCCACAACGAUACUCAGAUUACAUAGAGGAAUCUUCACUUGUGGUUGAAGCUAUGGAACUCUCUGGCCCAAGAUGACAGCGAUUUAGUAUUGUUCUAUGAUUUUGGCGCACGCGAUAUCAGCACCCCUUUAGAUUACGUAGUUAACCUGCUCUCCCGUCUCCCAUCUUCUUUCACUAAAGGUGAGAAGUUCUUGGGUGAGGAAGAAAAAGGAAUAUGAUUGAUGUCAAUAGAAUGUGAUUCAAUCUGUAUAAAGGCAUGUACAAGGUUUAGAAUUAGGUGGGUAAGGUUGUUGUUAUCUUUUUGGCCUAUGGAAAGAAAUUUUGAGGUUAUGUGGUGACAAGUUGUUGGGAAAUGUAAUUAUAUAUGAU
Molecule: messenger RNA, 3187 nt
Organism: Beta vulgaris subsp. vulgaris (sugar beet)
Lineage: Eukaryota; Viridiplantae; Streptophyta; Magnoliopsida; Caryophyllales; Amaranthaceae
Product: protein NSP-INTERACTING KINASE 3
Exons: 11
Coding region: 1029-2894 (621 amino acids)
Biological process (GO): protein phosphorylation
Molecular function (GO): ATP binding; protein kinase activity; protein binding
Source: RefSeq, a predicted model, not a curated record